UUAAGCCAACCACGUGGGUGCAUCUUCCUUCACAUUUUAUUUUAUCCGUCUUUACUGAUCUCUUCCUAAACUUGAUCAAAAUGUACUGCUUAUUCAGCACGACAGCAGCUUAAUCCGGAGAGCCACGAUGUUGGAGAUGUGUUAUUGUCAGCCGUUUUUUUGAUAAAGGUGUUCUCUGUGCUGUUUCACUUCUGGUACGAUGAUAAAAAGUCAAGAAGAUGAAUUCAUUACAGUGAGGGUUCAGGAUCCUCGUGUAAUGAACGAAGGAUCAUGGAACUCCUACGUGGACUUCAAGAUUUUCCUCCAUACUAACAGCAAAGCCUUCACAGCCAAAACCUCCUGUGUGCGCCGCCGCUACAGUGAAUUUGUAUGGCUGAAGAGGAAACUUCAGAAGAAUGCUGGCUUGGUACCUCUUCCUGACCUGCCUGGGAAGUCCCUCUUCUCUUUUAACAAUUUGGACUUCAUUGAAAAGCGAAGAAAAGGUCUACAAAGCUUCCUUGACAAGGUGGUGCACAUGACCGUGUGUCUGUCAGACAGCCAGCUCCAUCUGUUCCUGCAGACUCAGCUUCCUGUAGCUCACAUUCAGGACUGUGUCCAGGGCCACACACCUUUCAGUGUGACUGACGCAAUUCUAACUUAUGCCUCCUCCAAUCGAGGCUGGGCUCAGGAGGAAGGGGGCGGGGCCCAGCAGCCAUGCCCCACACCGAUCUCAUAUGAAUCAGUAGAGAGCAGUCCCUCUCCUCGUGUUCCCAGUUUGCAAACAAUGGAUCUGCUAAUGAGCUGGUGGCAGUUGUCACUGACCUGAACUCUGUAGAGUUACAAGCAUGCGAGGAAGACAUUGAUGUCCCUGACCCAGCUCACAGAGACAGUCCGACACCAAAAAUAGAGGAAGGGCGAGGUUGUAAUGACCUAGUAGUGGAGGUCCACCAAACCAUGCUUCUUUUGGAAGAACAAGACACUAAGGAGAAAGGUGAUCUUAGCACACCUGAGAACACAACACAACAGCACAACAAUAUAAAGGAUGUCAGUGCCGAUGGGGACGGAUGUGCUGAAACCGCCUCACAGGUACAUAGUGCAGUGGACAAGUCUCAGCCAGUACAUGUAGCUAGCAAAGAUACAUGGCUCAGAUUUAUUUUUUAACCACCCAUAACUGAAACCUGACCUAAGACACCUCCUUUAAUAGCAUUACAGUAAAAAAGAUUUUAUAUUUAAUUACAUUUUGGUCAUACUAAUUUGCAGCAAACAAACCCAAUCUAGUAAUAAUUUAUUUCAGUGUUUUGUGAAAGAACCUUAUCUGUCCAUGGUUUCAAGUGAGCCCAUCUCUCAUUAGUAGCUAUUAAGGCAAACCAUUAAGAUUAAGAACUGUAUCUGGUACAUGAGAGUUCUUGAAAUGCAGUGAAUAACGACAAUAAAAUAACAAUUAAUAGAUUAAUAGAUUAAUAGUGAAGUAAUAUGUUUAGCUAAUAGGAUUGGAAAUGUGUACUUAAUCUGAAAAGGGACCGUUCAAGUGAAAACUGGCCAGGUUAGAAAUUAAUUCCAAAAGUCACUGUCAUUCAAUGUACCAUAAGAUACAAACUAGUAUGACGUUAUUAUAAACAUGGUACUUGCAGAGAUACAGUAAAGGGUACAGUAUCGGUGUCAUUACUCAGGUGUAAGGCAAGACUGAGAUUAUGAUCAAUCACCAAAUCAUAAAGGGAAGCUGGACAAGAUAAAUUCAAACAAAAUUAAUAUACCAUAAACAAUCUCAAGCUUGAGCGACUACUGAUAUCAAAGCAUGUUUUUAAGGCUGCAGCCUGGAAAAGAAGGUAAGGAGAAAGACAGAUGUACGUAGACUGGAAAUUGCUGCUAUGAAGCGUACAGAUGCUGAGGGCAAAGUGCAAACCAGCCUGGGAUCCAGGCUGUGGUCUCUGAGAGUGCAUACACUGAUUUAUAGAAUGCAGGUUCUUCAUUUCUUCGAUUAUGUGCUUGUAUAAUGCUUUGGCUACUGAUUUUCAUUGCACUGGAAUCUUAGGACUUCAGACUCAAUGUGUGUGAAAACACAUUAAAUAAAUAAGGGUUUUUAAUUCCUGAGACAGUUUACUCAUGGCUUGUGUUUGUGAUGGAGCAUUUAUUUAAAUGUAAAGUCAUUGUUAAGGUGUCUGUUUGUUUAUAGAAGGUUUGAGGGAGAACUGUGUGUACAACUGCAGUGCUGAUCACUAAUGAUCAAAAAUGACUUGGUGAUCAAAAGAGGGAAAGCUGGCUGACAUAUAUAAAAUAUCAAAAAGAUUGUCUGCUUGCUUUGAUGAUAGUCCCGCACUGUUUGACAGACCCAUUUGUGAAUUCAUGUCUCAUCUUGAUGAGAUGUGUAAGACAGGAACAGCCUCACAGAGUUCCACUUCCUUCAAUCAAAUAACUGUAGCUGCGAUGGGCUUGAAUGAAAACAUUAGAUGUACUAAGACUGGAAAAGUGUUCCCUGGUGUGAUUCAUCUUAGUUUCUGCUGUUCUCACCUAGACGUCUCUGCCUGUCAUGCCUGGUGGUUAUAAUACAGGGUGGAUAUUGGUGAGAUGAUGUGGGGUGUGUAUUCAUGGUACACACUGAACUCAUUCAUCAUAUUGACUGUUUUUACAAUGAUGCAUGUUUUGAUCCCACUUUUAUAACUCAUUAUCCCAUGUUGAGACGUUUACAGAUGUGUUACUCUGCCUUUAAAAGUUUUACAUCAGGAAGGCUGGUCUAUUUUUGUUGGAGUUACUAGCAUUACUUCAGCAGCAUAUAAGCAGAAUCACAUCAUCUUUUCUAUGAGAAGGAAUACAUGAGUACAGCAUUCGCCGAUAGGCCCUAUAUGAUUUAUGACUGUAUUAACUAACAGGGUUCUGCACAUAAACUGGGAUUUGUUGCACAGCAUUAGAGGUAGAAUGUUGCACUAAGAGCCACUGCAAUAUUUCUUUUUCACUGGAUGAGCAUCAAUUUGUUCCAUAAGAGCUGCUUAUGUUGUUCAUCUUGGGAACCAGAAACACUAACAAAUUGGAUAAUUGACAGGGAACUGUAGCUUCUGUUAAUUCUGGGUAUGAAGAUGAGUAUUUUAUUUUACAUGAACUUGUGCUGGAAAUAUACAUUUGUUUUUAACAGAUAUUAUACUUUUCAUUAGUUGCUACAUGAAAUCGCCAUGCUUUUGUGAUUUUUUUUUUUUGAUUUUUUUUUUUUGGAAAUAUUUUUAAUUUAUUUUUUAAAAAUCUGUUAAAUAUGGCUAAAGAAGGGCAAAACUUGUCUGUGCUCAAAGAUUCAAGCCUGUAAAUGUAUGAAAUUAUGUAUUUACUAAAGACAAAUAAAGGAACCAAAAUA
Messenger RNA from Electrophorus electricus (electric eel), 3319 nucleotides. It is a transcript of the gene snx11, whose product is annotated as sorting nexin 11. The record is from RefSeq and is a predicted model, not a curated record. Lineage: Eukaryota; Metazoa; Chordata; Actinopteri; Gymnotiformes; Gymnotidae. Gene Ontology annotation, biological process: intracellular protein transport; vesicle organization. Gene Ontology annotation, cellular component: endosome. Gene Ontology annotation, molecular function: phosphatidylinositol phosphate binding.